Messenger RNA from Mesorhabditis spiculigera, 1836 nucleotides. Lineage: Eukaryota; Metazoa; Nematoda; Chromadorea; Rhabditida; Rhabditidae. The record is from the annotation of a GenBank genome assembly.
AUGAGCUUCGAGGAGGAAAGAGGGAAAAACUGGGAGGAUUCGAAGAAAAAGCGGAUCUACCUCCAGAUUUGCGACUAUGAAACGAAGGAGUUUUCCGGGCUAACAACUUACCACGGUUUGGUCCGCAUCUAUAAUUCCAACACAUGGCCCUCGCGAAUUUUUUGGUGCGUCGUGGUGCUGUCGUGCCUUUUCCUGUUUAUGGUGCACAGCGGCUUCUUGCUGCUGAAUUAUCACUCGAAGCCGACACUAUUCCAAGUGAACGUCAUCGUGCCCGAGGAGGGGAUUCCGUUUCCGGAUGUGACCAUCUGCAACACCAGCCCGGUCGACCCGAGGAAGGUGGCAGCUUGGAACAUGUCGGACUCGGUGUUAAAGUACGUCCUGAAAGCCUACCUGGAAGCGUUGGACGACGAUGUGCCCGGGCUCGAAAAAGAACAUCGAGAAUUUAUCAACUACACAAAACACUACGAGAAAGCGAACCAGAAGCCCUUUUCGUUUUUGGAGUUUUUCCGGCUUGCUGGUAAUGACUGCGAGUCUUUGGUUGAAUGGUGUGCUUUUGGCGGGGUGCCGCUGCAAGAUUGCUGCAACGCCACGCAGAAAAUUCUCACGGAUUCGGGGCUUUGUAUCAGAUUCACCAAUACCAAUCGUCGACAAUGGUUUUCCGGCUGGGCGCACGGGUGGCAGAUUUUGCUGCGCGCUGGGGUGAGCUUUGAAGAUGAUAAUCUCCUACCAGACGUCUUUGCCGACGAGGGCGUACGCGUGGCGGUUCACGAGAAUAAUGAGUUCCCAUCAAUGCGCGCGCAGUCGAUCUCAGUACCUCCGGAGACGGCGCUUUAUGCCGGAAUGGAUGUGAAGAACAUAACCCUGCUCGCGCGUCACGAUUGGGGCCUCUGCCAGCCGGGCUGGGACCCGGCACUGCAUGGAGAUCUCAUCGUCCCUUUUGAGUACUCGUCACGCCACUGCGAGGCCAACUGUCUGAUGAAGCGCUACAUUGAAGCGUGCGGAUGCGUCCCGCUGGCUUAUACGCUGGCUGAUCAGUAUGCCAUUUGCACGCCGCUUGAGCUCGCCGGGGCGUGCAAAGAGUCGAUUAACAAUUCUGCCACCUGCGCUUGCGACGUGAAAUGCGAGCAGAUGGAGUACGAGCUGAAAACGUCGUAUGGCAAUCUUGGGCGUGGGGAUCGGGAUCAUAGUUCACAUAAGGAAACCGAUCCCCUGAUUCUCGUGAACGUCUACAUGCGCGAGAUUUCCUACGAGCGCCACGAGCAGCAGAAGCAGCUCCAGACGGCCGACUUGUUGAGUAACAUUGCCGGCUCGAUGGGCCUUUUCCUCGGAAUGUCGACGGUGACGCUCCUUGAAAUCUUCAUCUACCUCUUCAAAUCGGUCUGGGGCACGAUUAACAGUGAUCGACAGAAGCAGUUUGCCGAGGCGAUGCUACUCGAGGAAAACGAGCUGCUCGACGAGCAACAACUUAUUGUCGUCGAGGACGAGCCGAACGAGCCCUUCUCGACGCCUCAAUCUCCUGAUUUGAUGGUGCCAACUGAACGUCGUCCUUCGAGAAGGAUCUCCAUCGUGCCACUCUCUCAAUUGACGCUCAACCCAAUGCAGACCGGCGGCCCCCACAGGAGGUCGAUCUCGAUGGCCGCACCGAUGGACGUGAGAAGAGUAUCGCUCGCCGCCCCACUCGAACGAAGGAGGGCUAGCCAUCAAGAAUCGGUGAUCACGCUCGGCGUCCCAAGCACCCAACACCGUAACUCCUUCUCCAGUGAGGACCACAUCCGACUGAACCUGCGCGGGCGGCGCAACUCGGCCGUCCAGAAACGGCUCAGCAUUUUUGAUUUU